This is a messenger RNA of Wallemia ichthyophaga EXF-994, 633 nucleotides long. Its product is annotated as Nuclear transcription factor Y subunit C-2. Gene Ontology annotation, biological process: regulation of DNA-templated transcription. Gene Ontology annotation, cellular component: nucleus; CCAAT-binding factor complex. The record is from RefSeq and is a predicted model, not a curated record. Gene Ontology annotation, molecular function: protein heterodimerization activity; DNA-binding transcription activator activity, RNA polymerase II-specific. NCBI's taxonomy places the organism in Eukaryota, Fungi, Basidiomycota, Wallemiomycetes, Wallemiales, Wallemiaceae. The coding region runs from base 1 to 633 and encodes 210 amino acids. The transcript is spliced from 6 exons.
AUGUCGCUCAUACGCUCUGGACAAACGCUCGACGAGUUCCUGUCCAGCUUCUGGACAAGCCACCUCCGCGAAAUCGAGAACGAAGACAGCGAUUUCAAGAAGCACGACUUGCCGCUGGCGAGGAUAAAGAAGGUGAUGAAGUCUGAUCCCUCGGUGAAAAUGAUUUCUGGUGAAGCUCCAAUACUCUUCUCCAAGGCUUGUGAGAUCUUCAUCUCAGAGCUCACUUGCAGAGCGUGGCUUGUCGCCGAAUCAAACAAGCGCAGAACUCUCCAGAGAUCUGACGUCGCUGGCGCCGUUGAGCUCUCUGAUCAGUUCGAUUUCCUUAUCGACAUACUACCACGCGGCGAAGAGGCCAACAAGAGGAGUAAAAGUAAGGCUGCAGAGGCGGAUGUGGAGCGGGAGCACGAAGAGCAAGAGCAGGAGCAGGAUCAGGAGCAAGAGCGAGACCAAGAACAGGAAUAUGAGCAAAAUCAGCCGCAACACCAGGAACACAAUCAAAAUGACGUCACUUUGAGCUACUCGGACCAUUCCAAUGAUCCAGCUCCUUCUGGCUACUUGCAAUACGAUACUGAUUUCCUACUCGACAUGAUAGGCAGCUCACCCAACAACGCCCAGCAAACAGAGCAGAGAUGA